AUGAGUAGAGUCGAUUAUUGCAAUGUUUGGACGAUAGUGCUCACCGUGUGCUGUUCAACUGUUGUCGCUACCAAUGGAUUUGGUCCAGGCAAACAAUUCUGGGGCUACAGUGAGGUGCGCCCAAGGGCUUUCAUUUUCUGGUGGUUGUAUCAAACGGUUGCACAACCGGAUGCUUCAGAUCACAACACAGAAAAGCCCCUUAUUAUUUGGCUCCAGGGAGGACCAGGUGCUUCGUCUAGUGGGUUUGGUAAUUUCGAAGAAAUAGGGCCACUCGAUAGAAUGCUAAAGCCACGUGAAAAUUCCUGGGUUAACGACUACAACGUUCUGUUCGUCGACAGUCCUGUGGGCAGUGGGUUUAGCUACACCGAAGAUCAUUCUCUAUUGGCCAGCAACAGCACCACGGUUGUGAGCGAUCUACUAGUAUUUUUAAAGCAUUUCUACCACACCAUCAGCGUUACCACGACGGUCGAAUGGGAGAGUAACGUUCCGCUGUACAUCGCGUCCGAAAGCUACGGAGGCCGCAUUGCGGUUGAGUUCGCGUACGCACUAGCGAAAGAGAUCCAGGACGGCGUGAUGCAUUGUAAGCUGGUUGGUCUUUUACUCGCGAGCGCUUGGCUAUCACCACUGGAUAGUAUAGCAGCCUGGCCAAACUAUUUGUCCGGUUUGGGAUAUUUAGAUGAAGCCGGACGUAAACGAAUCGCACGUCGAGUGGCGGCCGUGAGUGGGAAAAUGGAACAACAACGGCCCGGUAUGGCCUUGGAUGGAUGGCAUGGAUUGCAGCAGGCUAUCAUUCAGGAGACGGGUGGAAUUAAUUGCUACAAUGUGUUGAAGCCUACGGUAAAGGAGGUACCAGAAGUCGACAGUGACGAAGCGCUGGAAUAUGGAGAAACGCUAUGGUGGUACAGCGGCACCGGUCCACCGCAAGUUGUUGAAUUGCAUAGCUCCCUGGAACGAUUGAUGCGUGGACCAGUCUCGCAUAUGCUUGGUAUCACAAACAAACCCCCCUGGGGAAGUCAAAGGACAGCGGUAUUCGAAGCGCUCAGCGAUGAUUUUCUCCAAUCCAGCGUCAGGACGGUCGAGGGUUUGCUUAACGAAACCACCAUAGAGCUGGUGCUGUUCAGCGGUCAGUUGGAUCUUAUUACCUGUCUGCCGGGGACAUUUACAUGGAUGAAUCGAUUGUUUCAAAAACGAAUCGACCAUACUCCACGCCAGGAGGCAUUUACGGUCGGUGGAAUGAAUGGAAUUAUUGAUGGCUACCGUACUGCAUAUACCGAACGGUUUACACACUAUACGGUUCUCCGUGCCGGUCACAUGGUGCCGGUUGAUAAUCCUUCGGCAAUGGUACACAUAUUGCGAGAGCACAUCGGUCGAUUGUAG
Anopheles moucheti is the source of this 1377-nucleotide messenger RNA. Its product is annotated as retinoid-inducible serine carboxypeptidase-like. Gene Ontology annotation, biological process: proteolysis. Gene Ontology annotation, molecular function: serine-type carboxypeptidase activity. NCBI's taxonomy places the organism in Eukaryota, Metazoa, Arthropoda, Insecta, Diptera, Culicidae. The transcript has 4 exons. The record is from RefSeq and is a predicted model, not a curated record. The coding region runs from base 1 to 1377 and encodes 458 amino acids.